AUGCGAUAUUGCAUGAAUAUUCAGUGCAUUGUCUAUGUCGACGCUGACUUCGACGGACAUCCGGACACGAACAUCGAUGGUGGUGGUCAGAUGGCGUUCGAUGGUGGCCGUGUUAACAUCAACAGUGAUACCGAGGUGUGUAACGACGAUACCGAGGUGCGUAUCUGA
Anisakis simplex (herring worm) is the source of this 168-nucleotide messenger RNA. Lineage: Eukaryota; Metazoa; Nematoda; Chromadorea; Rhabditida; Anisakidae. The record is from the annotation of a GenBank genome assembly.